This is a messenger RNA of Culex pipiens pallens (northern house mosquito), 1601 nucleotides long. It is a transcript of the gene GstS1, whose product is annotated as glutathione S-transferase. NCBI's taxonomy places the organism in Eukaryota, Metazoa, Arthropoda, Insecta, Diptera, Culicidae. The transcript has 7 exons. The record is from RefSeq and is a predicted model, not a curated record. Bases 172 to 1257 code for a protein of 361 amino acids. Gene Ontology annotation, molecular function: glutathione transferase activity. Gene Ontology annotation, biological process: glutathione metabolic process.
UUGUCGUCCGCGAUGAUAAGCGAUUCUGACCGGCACGACGCCCCGCGAUAGACCGGCCUCUCUCUCUCACACACCAUAUAUAAAUAAAGCCAAGUUAGCAGCGGUGUUUUAGUCUGACCAAAUCCCUAGCACCAGUUAGAAGAUAUCAACAGCGCAUCCAGCCCUCGAACCAUGCCGGACUACAAGGUGUACUACUUCAACGUGAAGGCCCUCGGCGAGCCGCUGCGUUUCCUGCUGUCCUACGGCAACCUGCCCUUCGAUGACAUCAGAAUCACCCGCGAGGAAUGGCCAGCGCUGAAGCCGACGAUGCCGAUGGGACAGAUGCCGAUACUGUCGGUGGACGGCAAAAAGGUGCACCAGUCGGUGGCCAUGUCGCGCUACCUGGCCAAACAGGUCGGCCUGGCCGGGGCCGACGAUUGGGAAAAUCUCAUGAUCGACACCGUCGUCGACACCGUCAACGACUUCCGCCUGAAGAUCGCGGUCGUCUCGUACGAACCCGACGAUGACGUCAAGGAGAAGAAACUGGUCACCCUCAACAACGAGGUCAUUCCGUUCUAUCUGGAAAAGCUGGACGAUAUCGCCCGCGACAACAACGGCCACCUGGCCAACGGCAAACUAACCUGGGCCGAUCUGUACUUUGUGGGCAUCCUGGACUACCUCAACUACAUGACCAAGUCCGACCUGGUCGCGAACCACCCGAACCUGCAGCGUCUGGUCGACAACGUGACCAGCAUCGACUCGAUCGCGGCCUGGAUCGCCAAGCGACCGCAGACCGAUACGAUGCCGAUGGGCCAGAUGCCGGUGCUGGAGGUCGACGGCAAGCGCGUGCACCAGUCGCUGGCCAUGUGCCGCUACGUCGCCAAGCAGGUCGGCCUGGCCGGCGCCAAUCCGCUGGAGGAGCUGCAGAUCGAUGCGAUUGUUGAUACCAUCAACGACUUCCGUCUAAAGAUUGCCAUCGUUGCCUACGAGCCGGACGACAUCGUCAAGGAGAAGAAGAUGAUCACCCUGAACAACGAGGUGAUUCCGUUCUACCUGACGAAGCUGAACGUGAUCGCGAAGGAGAACAGUGGCCACCUGGUGCUGGGCAAGACGACCUGGGCCGACGUGUACUUUGCCGGUAUUGUCGACUACCUCAACUACCUGACCAAGAUCAAUCUGCUCGAGAACUUCCCGAACCUGCAGGAGUGCGUCACCAAGGUGCUCGAGAACGACAACAUCAAGGCGUACAUCGCCAAGAGACCCAUCACCGAGGUCUAAGCACAGUCUCUCGCCCUAUCACUGCAAACUAUAAACUCUCUGUCCACAUCUCUGAAACAAUACUUUCACAAAACUAGGGUAAGUUGCGCGUAGGAUCGUAACCGGAACCAACCAACCAAAUUGGUGGCAUCUUUUAAAAAUUGUAUUUCUCAUAAUUGACAAUGUGUACAUCUCCACGUGUAAAGAAAAUAACAAAUGGUCAACAAUCUAGCAUGUAAUUCAAACAAACAAACUGUAGCGUAGCGUUUAAAAUGUGUAUAGAAAAUAUUUUAAGUUGAGGUCGAGCGUGUGAUCAUCGGAAGAUCAAUGGUUCGAGCGAAUAAUAAACAAGUACAACAAGUCCA